AUGCAUCACAUAAACUAUACCAGGCCAACAGAGUUCAUAUUUAUUGGAUUCACAGAUUAUCUGCCAUUCAGAUUCAUUCUGUUCUUGGUGUUUCUCAUAGUGUAUACAUUGACUGUGGUUGGAAAUAUGGGCCUAAUAACCUUAGUUAAUAUUGACAUAAGGCUUCAAACCCCCAUGUAUCACUUUCUUAGCAAUUUGUCUUUCUUAGAUAUAAGCUAUUCUACAGCCAUUGCUCCCAAAAUGCUGGUAAAUUUCUUAGCUUCCAGGAAAAGCAUCUCUUUCUAUGGAUGUGCUGUACAGAUGUUUUUCUUUGCAUGCUUUGCAGAUGCAGAGUGUCUUAUCCUGGCUGCAAUGGCGUAUGACCGCUAUGCAGCCAUUUGUAACCCACUACUUUAUUCUACAUUGGUAUCUCGAAGGGUCUGUUUCAGUCUUGUAAUGUUGGCAUAUUUCAGUGGAAGUGUGACCUCAUUGGUGCAUGUGUCCCUCACAUUUAUGCUUCCAUACUGUGGUUCCAAUAUUGUCAACCACUUUUUUUGUGAUAUCCCACCACUGCUUGCUUUAUCAUGUGCAGAUACCUAUAUUAAUGAGCUUCUUCUCUUUGCCUUGUGUGGCACCAUCCAGAUGAGCACCUUCAUGGUCAUCCUUAUCUCUUACUUCUACAUCCUCAUCACUGUUUUGAGCAUCAAGUUUUCAGGAGGGAGGGGCAAAACCUUCUCCACCUGUGCUUCCCAUCUCAUAGCUGUCACCUUGUUCUAUGGAACACUACUGUUUAUGUACUUGCGUCCCACCACUAGCUAUUCCCCAGACACUGAUAAGGUAGUUGCUCUGUUUUACACUGUUGUCUUUCCUAUGUUGAAUCCAAUUAUUUACAGCUUCAGAAACAAGGAUGUGAAAAAUGCAAUCAAAAAAUUACUUGAAAAAAAGGGGAUCUUCAAAUGA
Messenger RNA from Cricetulus griseus (Chinese hamster), 939 nucleotides. The record is from RefSeq and is a predicted model, not a curated record. NCBI's taxonomy places the organism in Eukaryota, Metazoa, Chordata, Mammalia, Rodentia, Cricetidae.